UUCUUUCUUGCAACAUUAGUCACCACGCGAUUUUUCUUGUGCUUGUGAAUUUCUCGAAAGAAUAAUUUAAUUUUUACGUAUUUCAUUUACAAACUAUAUCAAAAUGUUCAGUCAACAGCCUAUUUUGGUUUUAAGCCAGAACACAAAACGUGAGUCCGGCCGGAAGGUUCAGCUCGAAAAUAUCAAUGCUGGGAAGACAAUAGCGGACGUUAUUCGAACAUGCCUUGGGCCUCAAGCGAUGUUGAAAAUGCUCAUGGACCCGAUGGGAGGGAUCGUGAUGACUAACGACGGCAAUGCUAUCCUCCGUGAAAUCACCGUGCAGCACCCUGCUGCUAAAUCCAUGAUCGAAAUCGCCAGAACUCAAGAUGAAGAGGUGGGCGAUGGCACAACCUCGGUUAUUGUGCUAGCAGGUGAGAUGCUGGCCGUAGCCGAGCCAUUCUUGUCACAGAACAUCCACCCUACGGUGAUCAUCCGUGAGUACCGCCAGGCGCUAGAGGAUGCCGUUAAGCUGCUCCAAGAUAAAAUCUCUAUCCCCAUUGAUCUCAAUGACAGAGACAAGCUGAAAGAAGUGAUCCGCUCAUGUGUGGGCACCAAGUACAUUGGCCGUUGGGCUGACCUGGCCGUGGACAUUGCUCUGGAUGCCGUCAAUACUGUCACUAUAAACGAGAAUGGCAGAGUUGAAGUUGACAUCAAGAACUAUGCGAAAAUCGAGAAGAUUCCAGGAGGUACCAUCGAGGAGUCCCGCGUGCUGUCCGGCGUGAUGAUCAACAAGGAUGUCACGCAUCCCAAGAUGCGGCGUUACAUCGAGAAUCCGCGCAUCAUGCUGCUGGACUGCCCGCUAGAGUACAAGAAGGGCGAGAGCCAGACCAACAUCGAGAUUAUUGGAGAACAGGACUUCACAAAAAUGCUUCAACUGGAAGAAGAGCACGUACAGCGUCAGUGUGAAGACAUCAUCGCGCUUAAGCCCGACGUGGUGUUCACAGAGAAGGGCGUAUCCGACCUCGCUCAGCACUACCUCGUCAAGGCUGGCAUAACUGCUAUCCGCAGACUGCGCAAGACAGACAACAACCGAUUGGCGCGCGCGUGCGGCGCCACCAUCGUGAACCGCACGGAGGAGCUCAAGGAGACCGACAUCGGCACGCAGGCCGGCAAGUUUGAGAUCAAGAAGAUUGGGGACGAGUACUUCACGUUCGUCACCGAGUGUACCAACCCUAAGGCCUGCACAAUCUUACUUCGUGGAGCUUCGAAGGACGUCCUCAACGAGAUUGAGAGGAAUCUUCAGGACGCUCUGCAUGUUGCCAAGAACCUUGUGGUGUCCCCGCGGCUGGUGGCGGGCGGCGGCGCGGUGGAGAUGGCCGUGGCGCAGGCGCUGGCCGCGCACGCCGCGCACAACACGCCCUACCGCGCCGUGGCGCAGGCGCUCGAAAUCAUCCCCCGCACGCUGGCGCAGAACUGCGGCGCGAACACGAUCCGCACGCUGACGGCGCUGCGCGCGCGGCACGCGGCCGGCGCGGGCGGCGCCGCCGGCAUCGACGGCGACAGCGGGGACAUCGUCGACAUGGCCGUCAAGGGCGUGUGGGAGCCGCUGGCCGUCAAGCUGCAGGUAUACAAAACGGCGGUAGAAACAGCUAUUCUCCUCCUACGAAUCGACGACAUUGUCUCUGGAUCCAAGAAGAGGGGUGACAAGGAAGCGCCGGCGCCCGCGGACAUGGCUGCGAUGGGUGGCAUGGAAUAAGCACCAGUAUUCACGGACAAAAUUUUAUUUAUUGCGGUCAGUAAGCAAGUUAUAACAGUUUUGACAUCAUUUAUAUAUCUUAGCUUUAUGGUGGAAAAUCACGUAAGAGCGUUUUUGAAUAAUAAAAUUCGGGUGUGAUUUUUGAUAACAAAACCUUGCAGUAGACAAGAUUAGUUUUAAUCCGGGUCAAGAUUUGUGAUCUCAAAUUUUAUCCUGAAUGAAAUUAAUUGAUAUAAAUGGUUUUGUUGAACAUAAUCACAAUCUGAUGUGAUUUUUCAAGAACGCGCUUACGUCGUUACUCCCGUGACUAGCUGACGAUGAUGUCAAAACUGCGUUGUAACUUUGUCAACAAUAGCGAUCCAUAGCAAUGUUAUCAUACUUCUUCUUUCGUAUGUAUUGUUACAUCGAUAACAUACCUCACCAAGUCACGAACUUGAGUUGCCGCGUCAUAUUACUGUGGGUUUUAGGUACAUAUAAGACACAAUACAUAUUAUAUUGUAUCGUGUGUUCCGAUAUUCUAAAGGCUCAGAAUAAAAGCGCGGGCGCACCUCUCAUGCAUGUUUACGCGGCAAACUCCACACUGAGUGUGUGAGGUACAUUGGCCAUACAAAAAAAAGGAAAAUUUGUUAUUAAUUUAUGAUUCCAUCUUAUAAUCGUUCAUACACGGAUACAAAUAAGCAUAAGGGCUUACAACGAAAACUUAUGAGAUUAUAUUAUAAAAUACAGUGCUUCAAUUUUCUUAUCUUCUUUUGGAGGGUUAAACAGGCCACAUAAAAGCAAUCUUGCUAUUUGACAAUUGCGCAUAUAAAAGUGCGCAUGUUGAUAUUGCAAUAAAGUUUUGGUUUUUUCGAUGAAUUACUUCAAUGUGGCCUUAUGGCAUUGCUAUGGAUUGCCGAUUAUGCGUUUAGUGUGCCUCGAAAAGUGAUAUAAUUAGUCUCGCGUCACUUGGAUAUCACAGGAUAGGAAGCUAGUUAUCCAAUACUAAUAAUUAUUAAGUUUUUAUGACAAGGUCGCCUGUCGUCACUACAAGCGAGUGAAAUGCUCGAAUGGUCAAUAGAUUUUGUCCCUGGAUAUAAUAAUUGUAUUAAUUAUUUUAAUUAAAAUGAGCUUGUUUCCGUGAAAUUGUUAAUGAAAGGUGCUCGAUGGAAUGGUCUUGGCUAAUCAAUUUUUGAUUCUAUGUUUAAAGUUGUUCGAGCUCAUAUAGAUCGCUUAAUUUAGUGCUAAUGCCUUGUUCUCGUUCGAAGGAACACUCUUAUUUGAAUGUAAUUAAUAAAGUUUAGUUUUAUUUGUAUUUAUUUGUUAUUGGUCACAUCCCGUCUAACCUACACAAGUUUGCAUUUAAGUUCUCGCAAUAAUGCUAUAUUUUAAUAUGGAACAAUAAUAGUAUUAAAGUUUUAUAUAUCUACUA
Molecule: messenger RNA, 3143 nt
Organism: Pectinophora gossypiella (pink bollworm)
Lineage: Eukaryota; Metazoa; Arthropoda; Insecta; Lepidoptera; Gelechiidae
Gene: CCT3
Product: T-complex protein 1 subunit gamma
Exons: 12
Coding region: 104-1735 (543 amino acids)
Biological process (GO): protein folding
Cellular component (GO): chaperonin-containing T-complex
Molecular function (GO): ATP binding; ATP-dependent protein folding chaperone; ATP hydrolysis activity
Source: RefSeq, a predicted model, not a curated record